Messenger RNA from Chrysochloris asiatica (Cape golden mole), 1614 nucleotides. RefSeq names its product interleukin 18 receptor 1 (gene IL18R1). The record is from RefSeq and is a predicted model, not a curated record. NCBI's taxonomy places the organism in Eukaryota, Metazoa, Chordata, Mammalia, Afrosoricida, Chrysochloridae. The coding region runs from base 1 to 1614 and encodes 537 amino acids. Gene Ontology annotation, molecular function: interleukin-18 binding; interleukin-1 receptor activity; interleukin-18 receptor activity. The transcript is spliced from 11 exons. Gene Ontology annotation, biological process: interleukin-18-mediated signaling pathway; positive regulation of type II interferon production.
AUGCAUUCUAGAGAACUACCUUUGGCACUUUUGACACUUUUAUUUAUUAACACCUCUGAAUCAACUUGUGUGUUACGCAACCACAUUACUGCACUGACUGGUGAGCCUUUCUAUUUGAAACAUUGCUCAACUCCAUCUAAGCAUGAGAAUGAAAAAGACACCAUAAGAUGGUUCAAAUACAACACGUCACUUGGACGGAUUGAGCUAAGCCCAAAAAAUUCACCCAGGUUCGCUUUUCAUGAUUACGUUUUGGAAUUUUGGCCAGUUGAAUUCAAUGACAGUGGACGUUACAUUUUCAAAAUGGGAAAUGAAACUCGGGAAUGGAACCUAAAUGUUAUCAAAAGAAAUAAUCACAAGUGUUUUACUGAAAAACGAGUAACAAGCAAAGUGGUGGAAGUUAAAAAGUAUUUGAAGAUACAGUGUGAAAAUGAUUACUUUAAAAACCGAAUCAACAGAACAUUAUUGUACAAGGACUGUAAACAGAUAGCAGAGAACAAUGAAAACCCAUUAAAUUUUCAGAAGAAUGCAGAGUUUGAAGAUGAAGGAUAUUACACCUGUGUGCUUUCCCUUAAUUAUAAUGGAAAACUGUUUAAUGUCACCAAGACCAUCAAUAUAACAAUAUCUGGAGAUCGCAAUACUUUAAGUCCAGUUAUUUUUGGAUCACCGUCUAACUAUGUUAAAGUGAAAUUAGGAAAAGAUGUACGUCUCAACUGCUCUGCUUUGCUGAAUGAAAAUGAUGUGAUUUAUUGGCUCUUCCCAGAAGAAAAUGCAACAUAUGGCAAUAUACAUGAAGAGAGUGAAGUCAAUAUUAUGACCCCAGAAGGUCAAUUCCUUGCUUCAAGGAUAUUACGCAUAGAGAAUAUUAAUGAAAAUAAUCUAAAUUUUCCAUAUAAUUGCACUGUGGGAAGUGCAGAAGGCAAAGCUAUGAGAGUCUUCAUCUUGGUGAAACAAGAGGACACUGACAUUUCCACCAGAGGAAUGAUAGUAGCCAUUUUGCUCCUAGUGGCAGUUGUGUGCAUACUGAUAGUGUGCGCCAUUUAUAGAGUGGACUUGGCUUUAUUGUAUAGACGCUUAAUUGGAAGAGAUGAAACAUUAACAGAUGGAAAAACAUAUGAUGCCUUUGUGUCUUACCUCAAAGAAUGUCAAACAGAAAAUUGUGAGGAGCACACCUUUGCCGUGGAGAUUUUACCCAGGGUGUUGGAGAAACAUUUUGGGUAUAAAUUAUGCAUCUUUGAAAGGGAUGUAAUGCCUGGAGGAGCUGUUGUUGAUGAAGUCCAUUCACUGAUAGAGAAGAGUCGAAGACUAAUCAUUGUCCUAAGUGAAAAUUACAUGUCUCAUGAAGUCAGGUUUGAACUUGAAAGUGGACUCCAUGAAGCUCUAGUGGAAAGAAAAAUUAAAAUAAUCUUAAUUGAGUUUACACCUAUUAGUGACUUCAUGUUCUUGCCCCAAUCACUUGAGCUUUUGAAAUCUCAUCGAGUGCUAAAGUGGAAAGCUGGUAAGUCUCUUUCCUAUAACUCAAGGUUCUGGAAAAAUCUUCAUUAUCUGAUGCCUGCAAAAACAAGCAAGCCAGGUAGGUAUGAAUCAGAAAUCUUACCUGUUCUCUCACAGACUUAG